Messenger RNA from Caenorhabditis briggsae, 900 nucleotides. The transcript has 4 exons. The coding region runs from base 1 to 900 and encodes 299 amino acids. The record is from RefSeq and is a predicted model, not a curated record. NCBI's taxonomy places the organism in Eukaryota, Metazoa, Nematoda, Chromadorea, Rhabditida, Rhabditidae.
AUGGGAUUGGAAUCUGAUCCUAUUAAACAGCUAGCCCUUCCAUCCAACUGCCAGCAACUUCCGAAGCCUCGAAAAUUGGAAAUUCGGACUCGAGAAGUGGAUCAAGUCACCUUCGAACGCGUUUUCGAGAGGUUCACCAAAGAGAAACGAGAAAAAAGUCAGGCACCGAGCACGCUUCCACUCGACGAGCGAUCUCGAAUUCUGAUGGAUCGAGUGAACAAGAAACCAUUCAAACCGGAGAAAAGCGAAAUGUUUGCUGAUGAACCGUCGUCGUUCUAUCGGAAAACAUCGUCUACUCAGAAGAAGAAAAUGGAAGAAUCACAGUUUUUGGAUGAUGAUUCGUAUAGUCAAGUUCCACGGUUGAUCAGCGUUCGGAAGAUGCCUGGCGAGAACGUGUUCACUGAUAAAGGAUGUCCGUUUUGGGCCGAGCAUUUGGAACCGACCGAGGAGGAAAUGAAAGACGUCGAAGAAUCUAUAACAGUGGGCACCGAUCACAUUGAGCACUUCCAUGCGAACAAGAUCCGCCCCUUCACUAUUCCAAACACAAAAGUGGAACUCGACGAGCUGCAGCCAUUGGUGGAGAUGAAAAAACGAGAUCAGGUGCAUUUCGAUCCUCGACUCGUAUUUUCCAACACACUUCGAUCGCUUAUAUUCUUAUGUGCGAGUGACGAAAUGAAGAAGAAACGGAAGCAGGAAAAGACACCAAAGUCAGCGGAAGCGUUGGUCAAGAUCAGAUUUGAUAAUCAGAAAUCGAAGGAAUGGUCUUAUUUGCGAUCGAAUCCAAUCGAAUCGAUUCGAGAUGCUAGGAAGAUCCCGACUACUACUACCACAACUACUACCACGACCACCACGACUACUACUGCAUCCAAAACUGAUAGUCGAGAAGAGCACGAGCACUAG